AUGCAGCCAACGAUAAUCAACACAAGGGCAUCGAGAAUCAAUGCUGGCGUGGUUGGUUCUGUUACUCAGUCAACCGUGUCUUUCAUCCUUGUGGAAGAUGGCGGGCAUUACCAUAACGAACACGCUACCACCUCCCCCUUCGAUGGCGACCGGGACGUUACGAACGCAUCGACAUCGACAUCGCAAAGAACAUCAGGCUUUUUGACACCCUCAUUUUCAUCAUUGGAGGGGCUUGAACUGGUCCAGGGGCCCCAGAUGGCCCUCACUGGACCUGUAAGUUCCUCUGGGGAUGUCAGAAAUGCCAUCUCAGCUCUACAUCGAUCCACAGGCCUCGACUUUGAUUCACCGGACGAUCGAAAAGCUGUUUUAGUGCUGUUAUACUUCUGCCUGUACCGCGAGUUGGUCUCGAAAUGCGCCCAUGUUGUAUCGAUGCUUUGUCGCUUCUUGACCUUCAUUACGACCCCAGCGGCCAAUGUUCCUAUGAGCAUAUCGGACACUUUCAUCCUAAAGGAUUUUAUCGGAAGGGACUUACCUUUAAAUGUCAACAUCUUCAACAAGUGGAAGGUAGUGGAAGCUAUGCUCCAGUCUCGCUUCACGAUCGAUGUCCCAGGCUGUCGGAAAGUCCAGGCCGGCCAAUAUCGCGUCUUCAAUAUCGACAACGCAUCUGGAGCGGCCAUCGAUAUCAACAGCUGGGAGACAGACGUCGAGCCCAGGAAACGCUACCGUCUGGCUGUUGUCAUAUCUGGCGUCUAUCUAACGAAUCUACAGUGCACCGCUUGUGGUGAGCGCCUUAUAACCAUGGCUGAUGGAACAUUCUCGUGCCCUAAAAGUGACUGCGGCUUGUUUAUGAGGUCGCUUACCGCCAGCAGAAAGCCAUCCAAGCACCUUUGGGAACAGCGUGCGGUGGACAGGCUUCUGGUGCCGUCCAAGUCGAACUUCUUGACUUUGUUUGACUGUAGACGUGGGCAGUUUCGCACGAUGCUUUCCGACCCGAAAGAGGAGACCCCAUGGCCGACUACGGAGAGUCUAUUGGAGAGCCAAACUAAAGAUUCGCCAAGUGUACCCAAGCUUGAGAGUCCCGAAUCACAGUACCAGACACAGCAAGCAUCCCCUCCUGGUACACUACCACCCGAUGCGGAACCAACCACCGAGGGCGUUGCUGAACAGGCCGAGCCUGAUGAACCAUCGUCACAUCAGAGACAUGGCUGCGACAGUGUUGACGAGGCCGCCCAGGAAGAGACCGACAUGCCAAAAUUUCGUAGUAUCUGCAUCAAGCAAGAUAGCCGGUUAUAUGACGCUGUCGACGCAGGAAACGUCAAGGAGGUCAGCAAGCUCUUGCUCGAGGGGGUUCAGGUUGAUUCAAAUCCUGGUCCUCUUGGCACUGCCCUUAUGCCAGCCAUUCUCUCAAACCAACCCGAUCUUGUCAGGCUGCUUUUAGAGGCUCACGCAAAUCCAAUACUGCAAACUUGGAACGGCUACAGCCCCUUGUCGGUUGCGACAUGUCAUGCGAACAUCCAGGUUUUUGAACAUGUGCUAAAAGCCGCUAGUAAGAGAUCUCAGUAUUGGCCACAGGAGUUUCAACAAGCGGUUGACGUCUCAUUACGAGAGGCCACGCUUUCCCACAAGCUGGACAAGAGUCAUAAGAUCGCGUCAUUACUCCUCUUGGGUGCAAACCCGGUCGCCCGGGUGAGCAAUCGCAACCAAAGAGGGUGGAUCCCGACCGCCUUCGAGGUGGUUCUUGGGUAUGGCCAACAAUCCAGAGGUGCAAAUGCUCGUUCUCCUGAUGAGCUUUCAUUGCUGCGGAUAAGCAUCGCCACUGACUUUCUGGCUGAAAUAUGGGGAAGACAUCUUCUGAGCGAUUUAGAGGCAAGAAUGCUUGUUGAUGCAUUACAUGUCAAGCUAGGUGAGAUGAGGGGCGGGGCCAGCUGGCUCGUGAAAUGCGCUCUAAACUUUGAGAUAAACCGAGCGGGGAUAUUGGCCGACCAAGUUGCCCGGCGGCUAAAUGAGCGCUUGUUUUUCCAGGUCGACGUAAACCGCCUCGACUCAAUAUCUCCAUGGUCUCGUCAAGUUAUGUUGCCUGAAACGACAGCGGCUGAUGAAGUGGACGAAGCCAGAGGAUGGGUUGAAGAAGAGGAGGUAGAAGAUGAUGGUGACGUGACGGUUAUAAUAACCAAGCCUCUGUUCUAG
Messenger RNA from Fusarium vanettenii 77-13-4, 2187 nucleotides. RefSeq lists its product as uncharacterized. NCBI's taxonomy places the organism in Eukaryota, Fungi, Ascomycota, Sordariomycetes, Hypocreales, Nectriaceae. The record is from RefSeq and is a predicted model, not a curated record. The coding region runs from base 1 to 2187 and encodes 728 amino acids. Gene Ontology annotation, molecular function: protein binding. The transcript is spliced from 3 exons.